Messenger RNA from Lytechinus variegatus (green sea urchin), 4496 nucleotides. RefSeq names its product calcium-activated chloride channel regulator 1-like. Bases 719 to 4255 code for a protein of 1178 amino acids. The record is from RefSeq and is a predicted model, not a curated record. NCBI's taxonomy places the organism in Eukaryota, Metazoa, Echinodermata, Echinoidea, Temnopleuroida, Toxopneustidae. The transcript is spliced from 12 exons.
UGCUCCUUCAUGUUUUCCGGAGUUUGAAAAGUUUUUACCCUCUUUUCUGUACUUCACUCUCUCACCCUCUCUGCAAACAAUUUGAAGUGUAAUUUCUCAGAGCGCAUGUCGUUUUUCUCCCCCUUCUUUAAUACUAUUUAGCACGGGACGGAUCUUAUAGGGCUUUUGUCUCAUUCAUGACUCAACUCAUCUGUUUGAUGUAUAAGUUUUUCGGAUUAAUUCACCCUACUAACUAGGAAUAUCGGUCAACCCCUGAGAGAAAUUGGGCCAAUUCGGAUGUUUUUCUGCAACUGUUAUUGAUGGAAGGAGAUGUAGAAUGUACAUCGGUUUGGAAGAUAUUCGUGAUAGGAUAUUAAUUGGAGAAGUUCGAUUUUUCAUUGCACCGACUGAAUUCCUGAUAAUUGAUAGCAUAACAAUUAAUAGACAGAGUGAUACGAUAUGACAAUGUACCGUUCAGAUUUUUCUGCUAAAAGUUCAACUCGAAUUAAUAAAUUAAUUAUCUUAAAUAAACAAUAACAACCACUGAAAGUGACGAAUUUGUUAAGCGGUGAUGGAGAUAUGAUAUCGAUACUGCCGUCUGUUGAGUUUACUCAGAUUGGAUUCUUAUAUUAAUACAAGAAGACAAAGUCAGAGAAAUUUCAGGAAAACUGCCCUAGCAGUCAGAGGUAGAGGUUCAUUAAGAUUGAGUAUCGUGAUUGGAUUUUAAAACUUUGAAGUCAUGAAGGAUUUCAGGACACCACACAUUUGCAUAUUACAGACGAUAUUUCUUGGACUCGUUUUGGCGGGAACUGUCUAUUCACAAAACAUUCCACGUCUCGGGACCUGGGGUAGGAGUCAGAUUAAUCUGGUCAAUAAUGGAUAUUCUGGAAUCUUAGCAGCCAUCGAUCCCAGCAUAGCCCCAAAUGACACUUUAAUUCAAACUUUCAAGAAUAUAUUAACAAGUGCUUCAUCAUUUCUUUUUAACGCAACGAAUCGACGAGCGUUCUUUCGAGAUAUAUCCAUUCUCAUCCCCAAGAGCUGGCCUCAUCAACCAACCCACAAAUUCGCCCCACAUACUGCACAGUUCAGUACAGCAAAUCUCUAUGUUAGACCAACUGAGAGUAACCCGGACAUACCCCCUCAGCCUUUCGUUCGUCAGCCAGGACGAUGUGGGAUUCCUGGUGAAUACAUGCAUCUUACAACUGAUUUCAUUAUGGAUAAAGACAGACCUCAAUGGGGUGAUCCUGGUAAAGUGGUUGUUCAUGAAUGGGGUCAUCUUAGAUGGGGGCUCUUCGACGAGUACCCCACCCUCCCAACCGAUCCAAACUUCUACAUCAACAGUCAUGGUCGUCUAGAAGGUAACAAGUGUUCUGAAUCAAUAGUCGGAGUAGCAAUGCCUUUAAGAUCAUCUACCGAAUCUGCUACUCGAGGAGAUCUGCAGGUGCCUGGGCAAUCAAGAGUUAAUUGUCAGGUCCAAGAAGGGGAACUCCCUCCUUCCCAAUGCCGCUUCCGACCUAGCAACAUCGAAAGACAAACUGCAUCCGGGUCAUUGAUGUAUAGCACCCAAAUCCCAUCUAUCAAAAGCUUUUGUCACAGUGACCCGAACGGUGACCCAUCGUCUCUCCAUUCCUCUGAAGCUCCGACCGAACAGAACAGACAAUGUCAAGGUCAAAGUUCAUGGGAUGUCAUGCUCAAGUCACCUGACUUCCUUAACGAUGUAAACCCACCUGUAACCGGCAUGGUUGACACUACACCAACAUUCACCCUGAUUCGUCAGAAGUUAAGGACAGUCAUAGUCAUUGACCAAUCAGCAUCCAUGAGUGAUGACGAGGUAUGGCAGGAUGUUGUUAGGAUGACUCAACGUUUCAUCAGCGAGUCUCCAGAGACUAGUCAGGUAGGCAUUGCCUCCUAUUCCGACCCUGGUCAAAAGCCCGUCAUGAGAUCCUAUCUUCGAGAUAUGACACCCGAGGGUAAAGCACAGCUCCUUUCAAUCGUCUCAAGUCUUCAGUCACCUCAAGCUAGCUCCCAGACCAAUCCUGCACUGGCUCUCCGUCAUGCCUACUAUAAAGUAUUACUCAAUAAUACAGGGCAAGCAGAAAAGGGAGUUGGAUCAAGCAUCCUUCUCUUCAGUGGAUGGCAAGGUAGUUUAACGAACGUUGGUAAUCAAAUCACCUUUCUACGAGGACAGGGAGUCGAAGUGAAAGCCUCCGAGUUUGGACCACCGUCUACCGGUCCACAGAGUAUCAAUAUUUCGGGUAUCCUAGAACCGAGUCGGCUUUAUGGAUACUUGCCCGGGUCAAACCCGGUUGAACCACCAGAACCCGUUUUCCGCGAUCUCUCAAAUGAUCCUAGGCUGAUUCAGAUUGUUCGACGAGACUUUGACAAUGUGAUGCCCCAUCGUAACCUGACCACACCAGUAUAUAUUGAUGGUACUGUUGGUCGAAUGACUACAUUUCGUAUCUCAUGGGACCAAAAUCCAGUGACUGUAGAGUUACGUAAUCCAAGUGGUUAUGUCUACACACUCAGGUCGACAUCUGUCGCUGUAGUCGACACCGCUAGACAGAAGGCUGAUUUUAGGCUCCCUGGUUUGAUCGAGAAAGGAGUGUGGUAUGUGAGCAUUAAGAAUUUAGAGAUGGAAUAUCAAUCGGUAGAACUGGAUGUAUUUUCUGCCGCUGCUAAUCCAACCCAAGUUCCAAUCCAAGCAAGACCUCUCGUCAUGCUUCCAGAGGUUGAUGUUGAUGUUGAACCUGUACUCAUUCUAAAUGGUGAAGUAAAGCAAGGAGAGAUGCCAGUAGUAGGAGCAACUGUUACUAUCUCUGUCGAUCGUCCAAAUUCAUUUCCGAUCCGGGUCACAUUGAGGGAUAACGGAAUAGGUGCUGAUGUUCGGAAGAAUGAUGGGCUAUAUUCAGCAUACUUCACUGAUUUCACCGAGGAAGGCAGCUAUAAAUUGGACAUGAGCGUUGUGGGUGACAAUACAGCUUCCAAACAACAACAGCCCUGGAUGGCCAGUGGGGUUCAGCCAGCUAAUUGGGACGCUGUAGAGCAGCCUCUUGCUAUCGUUACCAUGGAUCCAUUCAUGAGAGCUCCACCAGAGGCACAAGUAGAGGUAACUGGUAAUGUAGCAGCAUUGAUGAGUAGAGAUAAUUUCCCACCAGCACGAAUUAAAGAUCUUGAGGUACUUGGUUAUGAUACCAACGCAGGUACAGCGAGGCUUCGUUGGACGGCAAUGGGAAAUAACUACGAUGCAGGGAUAGCUGCAGAAUACGAGAUCCGAUACAGUAACAGUGCUAGCUCAUUAGCUCAAUCCUACUACUCAGGUGUCGUUUUUCCUCAAGCUCUCGUCCUUGAUGGUAACCUAAUGGCUCCUAAACUGAGUUAUCAAACUGAGAUCAUGACAGUCCGUAUUCCACAGAAUGUCUGUAAUCCUGUAUGUGGAAUCCGUCUCUUAGCCAUUGACCAAGCUGGAAAUAGAGGAGAUCCAUCAAACAUGGUGACGGUCGUUGGAACUACAGGACCUCCAACUACUCAACAGACUGUUACCUCUUUCCUUGAUUUCACGGCCGGAACCGGUGUCGAUGGUGGUGUUGGAGGGGGUAGAGGUGGUGCAGGUACUGGUCCCAAUGGAGGUAGAGGCGGUGGAACUGGUACUGGAACCUACGGUGGAGGAGGCGGAGCUGGCACUGGUACUGGGACCUAUGGUGGUGGUGGCGGCGGUGGAGCAGGAACUGGUACUGGUACCUAUGGUGGAGGAGGCGGAACUGGUACUGGGACCUAUGGUGGUGGUGGCGGCGGUGGAGCAGGAACUGGUACCUAUGGUGGAGGAGGCGGAACUGGCACUGGUACUGUUUGGGGUGGAGGUAACGGUGCUGGUGGAUCGCGUCCUGUCAACCCACGAAUGCGCCCGACACCAUCCGGACCUUUCGGUUUUACGCCAGGAAUCAUCGAUCCAUCUAUACCAGUUUUUUACCCAACACCCGGUAUUGGAUCUGGUAUGGAUACAGUCCCGACUCAAAUACCAGGAUCUCCUCCAAAAGGGAUCAAACCUCAAAACAAGAAAAAGACUACUACUAUAGCUGCCAUUGCAGUGGUUCUUAUUCUUUUGUUCAUUACCGUUAUUGUAGUAUACUCGAUAGUCAGACACGGAGUUCGUACAAAGCGAAAUAGAGAUUCUUUUGCGAGACCAAACGACCCUGAAGCUGACCCUCGGACGGAAAAGCCAAGAAAGAAAAGAGUGAAAAGAAAAGUAAACGAUGCUUUAGUACUUGAAGACAUGUAGAAUCUUAUGAAACGUGAUGUACCGUGUGCUUAUGGCCUAAAUUCUGCAAGGAAGCUUCUAUACAUGGCAUAUCUUUUCUCCUUGGAGUAUGAAAUAGGAUGUUAAUGAAAGGGGAGGUGCACAUUUUUACCCCAGCUUUUGAACAGCGGCUCUUCUACCAUUCGUUUUUUUCUGCAGUAUUGGUGUUUUUGAAAAUCAUUUCUGUUGAACAUCUUUUAUUCUUCGUGCUUUCAGUAACAUA